GCCGAACGUUGGGAAAGGGUGGGAGAAAACAAACUGUCCAUCUACAACGGAAAACUUGCACUUGUAAAAAGAUGGAGAUAUAUAAGAUUCCAUGCUCCCAUGUGUUAGCCGUGUGUAGACAACGUAGUUUGUCUUAUGCUCCAUUUGUGGAUAAGUUUUUCUCAUCUGACCAAUACGCCGCCACUUAUCAUAGAGUCUUCAAACCGAUUCCUGAUCGUGAUUAUUGGCCUACUUACAAUGGACCCGAAAUCGUGCACGAUCCAUCCAUGCUUUGGGCUAAGGGAAGACCAAAUCCGACACGUGCGAAGAGAUCGUCUAGACACGAGGGGGGUCCGCUGGGCAUGGAGGUGACAGCGGAUCCUGGGCCGAGUGAUCGUUCUGU
Molecule: messenger RNA, 382 nt
Organism: Cuscuta epithymum
Lineage: Eukaryota; Viridiplantae; Streptophyta; Magnoliopsida; Solanales; Convolvulaceae
Source: the annotation of a GenBank genome assembly